This is a messenger RNA of Symbiodinium pilosum, 304 nucleotides long. NCBI's taxonomy places the organism in Eukaryota, Dinophyceae, Suessiales, Symbiodiniaceae. The record is from the annotation of a GenBank genome assembly.
GUUGUGGCAAGAGUCGACCUGAGUCUGCCUCAGGGCCAACAACGCCUUCUGCAAGUGCUUGUGGCAGUUGGUCCAAUGAUGAGCUUUAUGGCUUCGUACCUCUGGUGCUUCCACCGCGAAGACACCCAGAUAUCGGAGAUGUUAGCCCCACUGGCCUACAUCUCCAACGGUAUUGCCAUUGGCAUCAUGACCAUCUUCGUGCACGUCGAGGAACAGGAAAACGGCGCCAUGGUGCCCUUCUCCUUCAAGGGAGUACUCUUCCUCGAUGUAUUCGGCUGGAUGUCCCAGAAGCGAGAAUCGGAAG